Molecule: messenger RNA, 2210 nt
Organism: Trichomycterus rosablanca
Lineage: Eukaryota; Metazoa; Chordata; Actinopteri; Siluriformes; Trichomycteridae
Gene: rnf141
Product: ring finger protein 141
Exons: 6
Coding region: 140-826 (228 amino acids)
Biological process (GO): protein autoubiquitination
Molecular function (GO): ubiquitin-protein transferase activity
Source: RefSeq, a predicted model, not a curated record
CUAAUGCUAGUGGCUAGCUACGUGUUUACACAGAAGUGUUUUUAUCUGCAGUAUUUAUUUGGAUAAAACACAUGUUAACAGAGCUUUGAGAACUGAAUGUGGUCUCGUGUUUUUGCUGGGUCCUCUUUGUGCAGCUGAGAUGGGCCAGCAGAUCUCUGGCCAGGCUGUGAUCAACAAGCUGCCUGAGAAGGUACUCAAGCAUGCUGGAUUAGUCCGGGAGAGUGGCUUCCUUACCUAUGAGGAGUUCCUGGGCCGUGUAGCAGAGCUUAAUGAGGUUACUGCUAAGCUGGCAGCAGGGCAGCAGAAGCACCUCCUUUUUGAGGUUCAGCCUGGAUCUGAUGCAACUGCGUUUUGGAAAGUUGCUGUGAGGAUAGUGUGCACCAAGAUUAAUAAAGAGGAUGGCAUGCUGGAGGCCUCACGCAUCAUGAACCUUUACCAGUUUAUCCAGCUUUACAAAGACAUUACCAGCCAGGCAGCUGAAGUGCUGGCAGCAGAGGGCACUGCUGAGUGCUCAUCCGGACAACUUUCUUCUGCAGAUUCCUGCCAAGCCAGCAUCUGGAUGGGCAGGGUGAAGCAGCUGACUGAUGAAGAAGAGUGCUGUAUCUGUAUGGACGGGAAAGCUGACCUUAUUCUACCGUGUGCUCACAGCUUCUGCCAGAAAUGUAUUGAUAAAUGGAGCGGUCAGAGCCGAAACUGUCCAAUCUGCCGUAUUCAGGUGACUGCAGCCAAUGAGUCAUGGGUAAUAUCAGAUGCACCUACAGAGGAUGACAUGGCCAGCUACAUUCUUAACCUGGCUGAUGAAGCUGGCCACCCUCACAGACCUUAAACUGAAACAUCAUGCACUAAUUUUUCCCUGAUUAGAUUUUUUUUAGUCUGACUGUAAAAUUCCAUUUUAAUAUGUGAAAAUUGAUGGCAUUGUUUUAGUCUCGUUUUCUUUUGCCUACAUGAGUUCUCACACUGUUUAAACCUUUUUCAUUACAUGCUACUUGUUUGUUUAAUGUAAUUGCACUCUGGGCUGGUUUACUAGUCAUGGUUUAAGCUCAGUAUAGACUAAAUAAAAAUAAUACUGUAUAUUUUAGUCUAGAAUUGGGACUAGGAUUUGUCCUGAAUGCUAUUACUCUUACAGUAAUGAGUGGGACUGCACUGACUGACUUGACCAGUUCACACUUAUUGAGAGAGAUAAAAAGUGUGCUACAAUGCAUAGCGAAAAAUAAGUGGACACUUGUACUGAAUAAUGGGUUUGCAGUUCCAGCCACAGUACUAACAGGUGAAUAAAGUUUAGCAUACAAAAUUUGCCAUACAAAAAAAGCUCAGUGAAUUUCAAAGUAUGGCUGGGGUGGUUUGGUGGGUAGCACCGUCACCUCACAGCAAAAGGUCCUGGGUUUGAUUUUUAGGUGGUGCAGUCCAGUCUAGUAUGACUAACAUACAAUGCCACAUUUCUUACAACUCGGUACGUCAGAACUGUUCUGGUCAAAUGUAAUGCACCUGUUGUGACCAUGACCAGGAUUAAGCUUAUUAAGUAACGACACAAUACUCUUUAUUAACUUUAUACUGGCUAAUCCGGCACUGGAUGACUGACACAAUUACUCAUUUACACCUACAGCUCAAAUUCACUAAAUAUUUGGCACGGCUGGUAUUCUGCGUGCCGCACAUCAGCAAAGGUCCUCGCCACAUUCUCUGUUCACUGCCUGUAAGAGGUUUGGCAUGUUCUCUGAAGGUGUGCAUGGGUUUUCUCUGGGUACUCAGCAUGUGUCCUUUCUCCCAAACAUGCAGAAAGUGGAUUGGCUGCUCUAGAUUUACACUUUGAAGUGUAACUGAGUAAUGUAUUGUGUUGCCCAGUGAAGGAUUGGUGUCCAGAGUGUACAUUUGUGUUGUGUCCAUUAUUUACAUGUGACCCUAUACCUACUGUGACCCUGACCAGUUUUCAUUAGUAAGAAUAUUCUGAACACACAAACAAUAUUCUGAACAUUUCGGGAAGGAGGGUGUGGGUGUGUGUGUGUGUGUGUGUGUGUGAUUUACCUGACAUUUAAAGAUAACUUAUUUAAAAAUAAGAAGAAAGUAUAUAGAUAUACAAGAUGUAUAUUUUUCUUGACACCUUAUUAUAAUUCAAGUUUAUUAAUCCUGAACUGUUUAAAUGUGUAAGCGUUUGCGAGUUCUGUGUUCUGUCAAUAAUCUGCUCUUUUAGAAUAUCGAUGUUGAGCUAAAUAAAU